UGUAAUAUAGGAGAAAAGUCAGAGAAAAAAAAUAUGGAAAAAGAGGUGCUAAAAUGGAAAUGGAUAGCAAUAGUGGCAAGCAUGUGUGGAUUAAAUGCAGUAGCGGUGCAUCCUACACCUUCCGCAUCUACUCUCCCAUUCUCAAAUCCUCCCAAAACUACGACCAACAAACUCUCGACACUGUCUCUGUGUUCAAAGACAUCGGAGCUAACGCCGGAAUCAUCUCCGGCCUCCUCUAUUCCGCCGUCACCCUCGACCGCAACCGCCGAUGGCUCGGCAUAUUUGGGUCUCCAUGGGUGGUUCACGCUGCCGGAGCAAUCCAAUGCUUUAUCGGGUAUCUCAUGAUGAGGGCCAGUGUUGUUUGGUUGAUCCCACGGCCGCCGGUGGCUGUUAUGUGUUUGUUUAUGUGGAUGGCGGCUCACGCGUAGACCUUUUUUCAUACGGCCAAUGUUGUUCAUAAUUUUCGUGAUUAUGGUAGGACCAUUGUUGUAUUUUGAAGGUAUUCUGAGCUAUUAGUCCUUUGAUUUUACCUGGUGUUAGUUAGUAUGAUUUAUUUAAUUUGGGUGUAAUUUUACUGUUGUCUAGUGUUUGAUUGAUGUUUAUUGAGGUUUUGAUUAAA
Mercurialis annua (annual mercury) is the source of this 619-nucleotide messenger RNA. RefSeq lists its product as uncharacterized. Gene Ontology annotation, cellular component: membrane. The transcript has a single exon. Lineage: Eukaryota; Viridiplantae; Streptophyta; Magnoliopsida; Malpighiales; Euphorbiaceae. The coding region runs from base 54 to 428 and encodes 124 amino acids. The record is from RefSeq and is a predicted model, not a curated record.